Molecule: messenger RNA, 2260 nt
Organism: Pseudoliparis swirei
Lineage: Eukaryota; Metazoa; Chordata; Actinopteri; Perciformes; Liparidae
Product: high affinity choline transporter 1-like
Exons: 8
Coding region: 1-1638 (545 amino acids)
Biological process (GO): choline transport; transmembrane transport; acetylcholine biosynthetic process
Cellular component (GO): plasma membrane
Molecular function (GO): choline:sodium symporter activity
Source: RefSeq, a predicted model, not a curated record
AUGGCAGUGAAUGUCCCCGGACUCGUGGCCGUGGUGGUUUUCUAUAUUGUCAUCCUUGCAAUUGGGAUCUGGGCAUCUCGAAAAUCCAAGAAAGUGGAGAAGACAUGUACCGGCGCUAAGAGCGAAGUUGCCAUUGUUGGUGGCCGCAACAUUAAUGUCCUGGUCGGGGUUUUCACCAUGACAGCAACAUGGGUCGGAGGAGGUUACAUCAUGGGAACUGCUGAGGUUGUUUAUUCCCCUUCUCAAGGUCUCAUCUGGGCCAUGGGGCCUCCUGCCUAUGCUAUCACUUUUCUUUUGGGAGGAUUGUUUUUUGCCAAACCGAUGAGGUCAAAGCGCUACGUGACCAUGUUGGAUCCCUUCCAGCAUCGCUAUGGCAACAUGCUCACUGCAGCAUUGCUGCUUCCUGCUUUGGUCAGUGAUAUGUUGUGGGUUGCCUGCAUCCUUGCUGCUCUGGGAGGAACAAUGAGCAUCAUUCUUGGGCUGUCAUCUACCAUCUCCAUCAUCAUCUCGGCAGCUGUCUCCAUCAUCUACACAUUGUUAGGUGGUCUCUACUCAGUGGCAUAUACAGAUAUCAUCCAGCUUUCCUUCGUCUUUGUCAGCCUGUGGCUCUGCAUUCCUUUUUUGAUACUCAGUCCUGCAGUUACUAACAUCUCGCACACAGUCCACCUCAACCAAACACUUGGAAUCUCAUGGUUGGGAGAGUUGAAGCUGGAGGAUGCAGGAAAAUGGGCAGAUGAGAUGCUGUUAUUGGCUUUAGGGGGACUGGCCUAUCAAGCUCUCUACCAGAGGAUCCUCUCUGCAGCCUCCUCGACUCAGGCUCAGGUCACCUGCUUUGCUGCUGCUGGGGCAGCUUUCAUUAUGGGAAUCCCCUCAGUUAUCAUUGGAGUAGUGGCUGCCUCUGCAGACUGGAACCAGACAGCGUACGGUCUCCCCCCUCCUUUUGAACGAGGGGAGGCAGGGAAUAUCCUCCCACUGGCCCUGCACUACCUCACACCCUCCUGGUUGUCAGUGUUGGGCAUUGGUUGUGUGGCGGCGGCAGUUAUGUCCUCCAUGGACUCUGCGCUGCUGUCCUCAGCAUCCAUGUUUACACAAAACAUAUACAAGACAACUUUGAGGAAGAAGGCCUCGGAGCGAGAGCUGCAGAUAGUGAUCCGUAUUAUCGUGCUGCUGGUGGGCCUGGCUGGAUUAGGCCUGGCCUUUGGCGAUGACAGCGUGUUCGCCCUCUGGAUGGUAAGCGGGGACCUGCUCUACUGCGUGGUCCUCCCGCAGCUCGUAUGCGUGCUGUACUUCAGCCGUGCUAAUAGCUACGGUGCUAUCUGUGGCUAUUUAGUAGGACUGCUGGUGCGUGGGCUGAGCGGGGAGCCGCUGCUUGGAAUCCCCGCUCUCAUCCUGUACCCCGGCUGGCGGGAGGUGGACGGAGUUAAAGUGCAGUACUUCCCCUUCAGGACAAUUGCCAUGCUCUCCUCUAUGAUAUGUAUUAUUUCAGUGUCCUGGCUGGUGGAGGUCGCCUUCCGUCGCCAAAUAAUUCCUCAAUCCUGGGAUUCACUGGGGGUGUUUGAUGAGAAAAAAGAGGCAGAGAAGGAGCAAGUGCCUGCUCCUUGUGAGGAAAAUAACUCUAGCCUUAAUACAAAACUCUAGGCUUAACUUAAAUACAACAUCAGCCAAAGUAUACGUAAACCUUUUUUUAUGCAAAUUCCUACCAACCUUCUUCUCUGCACAUUUCUUACAUGUACUGUAUAAUCCACGUGUUUAAUACUGAAUCAUACGCUUUAUAUGCACCAAACUGACCAGCAGUGUGGAGCGGGAGUCAAGAAAGCUUUGAUGUGUGAUGGAUGUCUUUUUGUAACGGAAGAGGAUGAAGGCGACAGAGGAUGACCUCAAGAUUGUGAUCUUAAUGCCAGGAGUCAGUCCUCUUUAAAUGAACCUAUUUCCUCAAUUGUUAAUUGUUUAUCGGUGAAACAAACAUUUUUGUAGUUCCUUAAUUAGGUCUCCCCUCAAACCUUUUCAGUAAAUUAAGUUCAACCCAGGUGUUGUUAUUUAAUUGUGUAAUCAUUGUCUUACUUUCUAAGAAGUUUUGUCUCUUUGCAUUUAUCAAACACUGAGGGAACAAGCAAUCUCAAUAUGUGAUGCAAUAUGAUGAGGUUGAGUAUUCCUCCGAAAACAAAAGAAUCUAGCAGCAAGUGCCUGCAUUUUACAAUAUUUUACAAAAGUAUUUUACAAUAUUUUAUGCUUUAAAUGGAUCCUGAAUGAAGGACCAUCG